AUGAAUCAUUCUACAGAAGACCAGCAUCAGAAUCCGUUAUCGAGUAGUGGCAUGAACCCUGGAAAUAGAACCGGAACCCAGUUGCAACCGCAAUUCUCCACAUCCCCAACGGUUCCCCUACAAUAUUUGCAACAACUUCCACCUCCACCACCACUGCAAAUUAUAUAUUCCAAUAAUCAACAGGACCAAAUGGGAUCUCAUUUGCCGGCUAUAUCGUCGUAUACAUUCCCUCGACCUCCAGAACAGGCUCCAAAUCCGUCCUUGCUUUCUGGCGUUUCAGGCGAUCCUCAUCUUCACCCGCAUAAUAAUCUGUCGACCAAUGCAUGGAAACAAACCUCACCAAAUAUUAUUCCGCCCGUCCAAUCGUACUCUUCCUUUAAUCCCCAAACAGGAGUGCUCACCAACGCUUCUAAUGACACAUCAAGAAGCUCGUAUGGUCAGGUAUUGGAACCUACUGAUUUGCAGCCUAUUCAGCAUAAUGUUCACCCUUCUUUCGUUCCACAGAUCCCUGUCACAGCGAUGCUCCCAACAGGAAGUAAUCCUCAUGCGUAUCAUCAGUCGAUUGUACCGCCAAUUUCAACGUCGUCCCUUCCACAGAAAAGAACUCAAUUACCAUGUCCUGAAGACAUCGUGCUGUCUUUAAGACAACAUAAGAGACUUAAAAUAACAGAUGACGAAUCAAUAUACAAUGAAAAAUUCACUCCAAUGGCUCACACUGCUCCUUCAGACAUGAUACCCAUAAUCCCCUUGAAAACAAGCAUAUAUGACUUCUACACUGAUUUCCCAAAGGUAACAGAUGUGAAAGUCCAUGAACAGGUCCAGAACAUCUUAUACCAGUUCCCACCGCCAUACCCUCCAUCCUCGUCAUUGUUAGCCACCGCUGCUGGUUCCGCUCCAACGGCUGAAGAUUUCAGACAUCGGUAUAUGACUUCAUCGGAAGACUCUGGUCUGGAUAAUAAUGCCACACCUAAUACGUCUCCUACUUCCACACCCAGGGUUAAUGCAAAACAAAUACCCUGUCUCGAGGGGGGAAUCUAUGUUCCAUUUAUUUAUCCCCCUCCACCUAUAAUAAAACCAUCUGAAAUCCCAUAUUCGUUAUCGAAGUUCAGAGAAAGCAUAGAGUUACUGCAGCAAAAUGGGAAUAAUAACAACAAUGUACUUGUUCCAUCAGAGUACCCAGAAAUUGCUCCUUUACCUUUUCCUCCUUCUAAUUACAUGCCAUAUCCAAUCCAUUCGGACAAGGGACCACUUACGCCGCCAGAGGUAGUUGACAGUUUCUUAGAUGCACUGAAAUAUCUUCCUCGGGUUGAUAUGAUAGUGGCCAGUGCCGCAGGGUCCCUUUAUGAGUUGCUUAAUUCUUCGCCCGAUCAAAUAUCCAACCUAAUUGCCAAACAAGAUGAACUUCGCCGUAAAGAAGAUGCAAGAGUUUUAGGUGAAGAGUUUCUGGAUGAUGAUAGUGUGGAUGAUCAUAAGGAUGACGCAGAGAAAACCAACGAGGGAGAAGACGAGGAUGAUUAUGCGUUUCUUAAACAUAUCGAUUAUCAAGAUUAUUAUCGUUUGGAUUCCGAAAGAAAACCUAUAUUUCCGUGGUCUAAAGACUCCGUUGAUAGUCAGGUUGUUGUGAACACUAUUCCAUCAGACUAUGCAUCUACAACUAGUAUUAUAAGUGAUUCGAGAAAUGGAAGGAACGACGUAGUAAGUAAAGGGGCCAUUGAAAGAUACAACCCAUUUACUACAACCGAAGUUAAGGAGAUAGAACUUGACAGGAAUGUUGCUUCUUACCCUGAUUCCAUUAAAGAGAUAAUUCCAAACAUCAAUAGAGAUAUAGUUUCUGCAAGUGGAAACUUCUUCUUGAGAAGACAAGCUGAUUUAAAGGAUGCUUUGACCGCUGUUGAGUCGUUUACAGAAGAAAAGAAACAUCAAAUAUACCAAGAGAAGAAACUUGCGUUACUUGAAAAGUUAUCAACAUUACGAAAGAGUAAAAUCAAGUUCAUCGCUGAAGAGGGCGAUAUUAUGAACGAGGAAUUACAGCAGAAGUUGAAUGACAUAGGAGUCGAGAGAGAUACUGAGUUGAUAAGACAGAAAUUAGCUGAUGAUUAUGAAAAGUUGAAAUGUUCGUUACAAUUCUAUCAAGAUUCAAAUAAAGCUUAUAAGAAUUUGAAUUUGAUGAUGGUUAAUAAGCUUCAGAAGUUAAAGAAUUUUUUUGAAUACCAACGCAAGAUUCUUAAUCUGCAUUUAGAAGACAAAUCGAGCGAGAUAUUUGAUAUCAAAUCCAAAGAAAGCUCUAAAUUGUUUUAUGGAGUCAACAAUGAUACGGAUUAUGCCCAAGUAAUUAAGAAAGCUCUCCGCCAUAAGUCAGAAAGCGUUGAACCGGAAGAAGAAGAUUCUUUUAUAUUUGAUAACGAAGGUGGUGCUCCUACAGGAUACAGCGCUUCAUUUAGUCCACAGGAUUCCAACUUAUUUAAAGAUCCACAUUCAAUUUCAGAUACUUUACUGGCGAAAUCAUCGACUGCACUUGUACAUGAUUUGAUGCCAUUAAUUACACCUGCUGAGUUCGAUUUAAUUACUGGAGAUUUACCCAAUCAAGUGAAGAACCUCACCAUGAAGUCCAAGUCAGCUGAUAAGAUAAGCAAGUCUAAUCUCAUCAACGUUAAACAUAAAAUCUUCCAAAGUGCACUUUAUGAUCCAAUGUACACCAGUGGCUCAGACAGUAACACGUCUGACUUUGCGGCCAUGGGUACAGGUGUGAUUGAUAGACUUGUUUUCAAUGCAGCAGCAGGAGACAUGACAAAUUCUGGUAUGCCGCAAUCAAGUAAUGUUAGCACUGGGGGAGGUAGUGGACCGGGACCUACAACGCCAAAGAGACGAGGUAGAAGAGCAGCUGCAUCACUGUCGAGCAAUAGUAUGGGCCAUUUGGCGCCUGGUGGUAGCAAGUCGGUCGAGGAUAUUGAUGUUAGUAAGUACCUGGAAGCAUUACUAUUAGCUAAGAUCAUGAAGCAUUUCCAAGGUCCUCAAAUUGCCAAAGGAAAUGAAUUGAACGAGGAUUUGGAUGCCAUGGGAAUUAAUACGAGAUGGCCUGUAAAAUAA
Lizanozyma spartinae is the source of this 3087-nucleotide messenger RNA. RefSeq names its product Fgr47p (gene FGR47). The coding region runs from base 1 to 3087 and encodes 1028 amino acids. NCBI's taxonomy places the organism in Eukaryota, Fungi, Ascomycota, Pichiomycetes, Serinales, Debaryomycetaceae. The record is from RefSeq and is a predicted model, not a curated record. The transcript has a single exon.